This is a messenger RNA of Parnassius mnemosyne (clouded apollo), 2253 nucleotides long. Lineage: Eukaryota; Metazoa; Arthropoda; Insecta; Lepidoptera; Papilionidae. The record is from the annotation of a GenBank genome assembly.
AUGAGGAGGAUCGCAUUUUUAUUAUUAGGUCUUGCCGCCUUGGCUGCGGCUCGACCUGAGAUGGACGACCAGAUUUUUGUUAACAUGGACAUUAAGCAAAGACAAUUUUUCAUCUUGAAAUUGCUAAACCAUGUAACUGAACCGGUCAUGUACAAGGAAAUUGAAGAAAUUGGCAAGAACUUUAAGAUCGAAGAAAACGUCAACUUAUUUACCAGAACCGAUGUCGUUAAAACAUUUGUCAACAAUUUUAAAAUCGGAAUGUUGCCCCGAGGUGAAAUAUUUACCAUCCACGUGGACAGACAACUAAAGGAAGUGGUAUCCAUGUUCCACUUGCUUUACUACGCAAAAGACUUCACCACCUUUAUCAAGACUGCUUGUUGGAUGCGUCUGUACUUGAAUGAAGGAAUGUUCGUUUAUGCUCUAACAGUAGCCGUCAGGCACCGUGAAGAUUGCAAAGGCAUUAUUCUGCCUCCUCCCUAUGAAAUCUAUCCUUACUACUUUGUUCGUGCUGAUGUCAUCCAAAAAGCUUAUAUGCUUAAAAUGAAGAAAGGGUUACUCGACCCUAAACUCUGCGAUUUUUACGGAAUUAAAAAGACUGAAAAAGGUGUAUACAUUAUUGAUGAGAACAUUUAUGAUCGCCGUGUUUACCUUAACGAUGAAGACAGGCUCAGAUACUUUACUGAAGAUAUAGAUCUUAACACUUAUUACUACUACUUCCAUGUUGACUAUCCGUUCUGGAUGAAAGAUGACAUGUUCGAUAAACUAAAAGUAAGUAGGAGGUGGGAACUGAACCUCUACAUCUAUCAGCAAAUCCUUGCCAGAUACUACUUGGAAAGACUUUCAAACGGUUUGGGUGAUAUUACUACCUUGACUUGGAACAAACCAAUCAGGAAAGGAUACUGGCCUUGGAUGCUCUAUCAAAAUGGUGUUCAAUUCCCUAUGAGACCAAACAACUACGUUCUCGUUGGAGAUAAUGAUAUAAACAUUGUUCGCUUGGUAGAAAAUUAUGAAAUGAUCAUAAAAGAAGCUAUUAUCAAGGGCUAUAUUGAAGUCAAUGGAAUCAGAUUAGAAUUGAUGAAACCUGAAGAUGUAGAAAUGCUUGGCAAGAUAGUCUACGGAAAAAUUGACAAAAAUGACGUAGACAAGUUCCGUUUUGAUGCCUACCGCUAUCUACUGAUUAUAAUGAAAUCAGUAAUUGGACUUAACACAGUGAUUAACGAUAAAUACUUCGUUACCCCAACGGUGCUCGAUAUGUACCAAACUGCUCUUCGUGAUCCUAUUUUCUAUCAACUCCAGAAACGUCUUUGUAACUUACUGAUCUUGUUCAAAGCACGCCUUCCCUCCUACACAAGAGAGGAGCUGUACUUCCCUGGAGUUAAGAUCGACAACGUUGUGGUGGAUAAGCUAGUGACUUACUUCGAUGAUUAUUUAAUGGAUAUGACAAAUGCUGUAACGCUCAAUGAUGAGGAACUUAAGAAGACUACAUCAGAUAUGUUAUUCUUCGUACGUAAGCGACGUCUCAAUCAUCAACCAUUCAAAGUCACUUUGGAUAUUUUGUCUGACAAGACCGUAGACUGUGUAGUAAGGCUGUUCCUCGGACCUAAAGAAGAUCAGUUCGGACGCUUGAUCGAUCUCAACCUUAAUCGCGUUAACUUUGUUGAAUUAGAUUCCUUCUUAUACAAACUAAACACUGGAAAGAACACUAUUGUCAGGAACUCAAUCGACAUGCAUAACUUGGUGCGUGAUCGCGUUAUGACUCGCGAUUUGUGGAAGAAGCUUGAAUCUGUCACUGAUAUGCGAGACCUACUUAUGAAGGACUUAAGAAACUACCAUACCGGUUUCCCUACUAGACUUCUGCUUCCUAAAGGUCGCGUCGGUGGUAUGAACUUCUUGCUUUACGUCAUUGUGACGCCAUUGAAGCUAGUAGAUAACAUUGACAUCAGCAUUCUUGAUACUAACCGCAAGGACUUAGUAGUCGAUUUCAGGUCUACUGUUCUUCUCGACAAGAUGCCAUUAGGUUAUCCAUUUGAUCGUGAAAUCGAUAUUACUAAAUUCUUUACUCCCAACAUGAAAUUCGUCGAUGUAAUGAUCUUUCACAAGAAAGAAGUUUGUGACAUGAAGAGUUGGUGGGAUCGUUGGGUGAUGAAGGAUUACAACAUGGCUGACCAAACAUUUAUUGGUACCGACAACUACUUCGUUGGUGUCGACAUAAACACCAAUGUUGACAGAGACUCAAACGUUUUCGACCUGUAA